Messenger RNA from Dunckerocampus dactyliophorus (ringed pipefish), 3219 nucleotides. RefSeq names its product transmembrane protein 147 (gene tmem147). The coding region runs from base 96 to 773 and encodes 225 amino acids. The transcript has 8 exons. Lineage: Eukaryota; Metazoa; Chordata; Actinopteri; Syngnathiformes; Syngnathidae. The record is from RefSeq and is a predicted model, not a curated record.
UCGUAGAACCCCGGUCACUUCCGGUUGUCGUUCGGCGCUGUAGGACGUUGUGCUGCUUCAUAAAUCGUGUUGGGGACUUGAUUUCGUCACCAGUCAUGACCUUGUUUCACUUUGGAAAUUGCUUUGCUUUGGCGUAUUUCCCUUAUUUUAUAACAUACAAGUGCAGUGGACUUUCUGAAUACAAUGCUUUCUGGAGAUGUGUCCAGGCUGGUGCCACAUACCUGUUUGUCCAGCUCUGCAAAAUGCUGUUCCUUGCGACUUUUUUCCCCACCUGGGAAGGAGGAGCUGGUGUUUAUGAUUUUGUAGGGGAAUUUAUGAAAGCAACAGUGGACCUUGCAGAUCUGUUGGGCCUCCAUCUUGUCAUGUCACGUAAUGCUGGCAAAGGAGAGUACAAAAUCAUGGUGGCCGCCAUGGGCUGGGCAACAGCAGAACUCGUCAUGUCAAGGUGUCUUCCUCUGUGGGUCGGAGCCAGAGGGAUCGAAUUUGACUGGAAAUACAUCCAAAUGAGCUUUGACUCCAACAUUAGUCUGGUCCAUUAUAUUGCCAUGGCAGCAGUAGUGUGGAUGUUUACACGCUAUGACCUUCCUAAAAGCUUCAGGCUUCCUGUUACUGUUCUGCUGGCACUGUGUGUCUACAAGUCCUUCCUAAUGGAGUUGUUCAUCCAUGCCUUCCUGUUGGGCAGCUGGACUGUGUUGUUGGUGAAAGCUGUGCUGACUGGUGCCAUUUCUCUUUGCUCACUUUUUCUCUUUGUCACCCUGGUACACAGUAACUAAAUCCAGUAUUACUGUUUGUAUAGACUGGUCUUACAGCCGAGCCACCAGCUGGUAAACUUAAUGGGCUUUUUUUUAAUGUUUUCAUGUUGGACUGGACAGGGAAAUUAUUCUCUUGUGGUGGAUUAUUCUCUUGUGACAUCCGAAGGCAUCCACGAUGGUCUUUUCUGAAACACGAUGUUAUGUGAAAAGGUGCGUUUUGUUUUAUGAUCACAAUUAAGUUAUUAUAAGUAACUUUUUCUAUCUGCCUUUUCUUGAAUAGUGAUUUUGGGUACAUUAAUGGCUCAAUACAAAAUUUGACCUGUAUGUAAUUAAAACACCAACUAUAGGUUCAAGCCCCAAUCUUAACCAUUUCUUGAUUAUUUAUUAGACUAGACGAAAUGCCAAAUCCACACCUCCAUGAGAAACACAUGGUGUGAUUUCUAUGACCAGUAGUGUGUUGAAUAUCUCUACAUGGGGCAAAUAUAUGGAUAAAGGAUGAAAAACUAGCAAAAAAGGCAUUCUUUUGUCUUACAAAAAAAGAUGUCAAACAAUCUUCCAUAUGCUGAAAGGCCACAUUACAUCUCUGUCAUGUAGCCCAAUUGUUGAAGAUUUUCUAAGAUGUUUAAAAAUAUGAAUAAAUGUUGACAAAUCUACAAUACUCUUAGUUUUUCUUCAUGAGUUCCUUAGACUUUCCCAUUGUCCUCAUUAUUCGUUGAUCCAAAUGAGUCUUGUAAAACAAUUCUUGUAUGCUGGUGAUAUCAUGAAUUUCUCUGUACCAGGGAAGCCGUACAAAGUACGCUCUUUGCAGACUCAAAUCUGAGUAAAAGCUCUCAAGUUCAACAGACAUGCCUUGCCAUGUGUGGUGAAAGGCUUACAUACAGUAUAUAUGUUUACCAUGCCACAAUUAGUGGGCUGUUAGUCAAGUUGACGUUAACCUGUUUUAAGGAAAGUAUAUAAGGAAGGUACUGUUUGCAAGUCAGAAUCUUGAUCAUGCAUGGCAUGUCCCAUGUCUGUAGCAAUGUGAUGAUCCAAGCUCAAUAUAAAGCUGGGUGGUACAGUUCUGUCAAGUAGUCUGUCCAUUCAUUCUGUCCCGUGUCCAUUGCCAUACUGUCAGCUGGCAAAGAGACACUGCAAGCAAUCAUGAUUGUGAAUGUGAACAAGAAGUGUAUAGAGCUUGGCCUUAUCAGGUUAAGACAUUCUGGAACCUUCAGCACCACUUUUUAGGUGUGGCUUUAGGUGACUAUAUAUAGUACCUCGCAAAAGUCACCUGUGCAAAUACGGACCGUCGUGAAGAGAGAGCUGAGCCACAAGGCAAAGCUCUGAGUUUACCAGUUGAUCUGCAUUCCUACCCUCAUCUGUGGUCAUGAGCUUUGGGUCUUGACCGAAAGAACGAGAUUGCGGAUACAAGCGGCUGAAAUGAGUUUCCUCUGUAGGGUAGCUGGACUCACCCUAAGAGAUAGAGUGAGGUGCUCGGUCAUCCGGGAGGGGCUCAGAGUACAGCCGCUGCUCCUUCACAUCGAGAAGAGCCAGUUGAGGUGGCUCGGCCAUCUGGUCUGGAUACCUCCUGGAUUCCUUCCUGGUGAGGUGUUCCGAGCAUACCCAGCCGGAAGGAGGCCCUGGGGCAGACCCAGAACAUGCUGGGGUAAUUAUGUCUCAGAACUGGCCUGGGAGCACCUUUUGUGUCGUUGCACUGGAGGAGGUGGUUGGUGACCGGGAAGUCUGGGCUUUCCUACUGAGACUGAUGCUCCCGUGACAUGGACGCGGAUAAGCGUAAUAAAAUGGAAUGGAAUAAUAUGUACGCUGUUUUAUUUCACCCUUGAAAAGAGAAACAUUUUGAACAGUGGUAUGCUUCUAAAUUUCUGGGAACACUUUGGGAAAGGCCAUUUUGUUCAGUGCUUUAUAUUGACAAAAUAUUUGUUGUCACUUGUCUGUUGUCUCACCUCAAGAGGCCCACAAAGCUCUCAUUCUGAGCAGGCCUCAAUAGACUGUGCUGUUGGCUAAUACGCACGUCUCUGUUGACACACUGCUGCCUCUGUGUACAAGAAUAACGGAUGCUGGCAAAACACUAAAGGUCCUGACCUUGCACAUUUCAGUGAGAAUUGGACAAGUGUGACUAUGAGGGACAGCUUAAAAAAUGUGGUAGUGGUGAAAGAGAUUCUUUGGUUCGGCCAUAGCUUACCAUUAUCCUAUAUCAGAAGCUAAGUAUUAAAACUCAUCUUCAUUAUCCACUAAAAAGAUGAGCAAUUCCUCAUUUAUCAGUCUGUAUCCUUUCAAACAGACAUAUUUACUCUCUGCUUUACGGGGAGACAUCAGUUGUACCUAAUGGUGGAGGCGAAAGCCUUAGUUUUAGGAGAUUGUUUUUUUUAGUGUUACAGCCUGUCAACUGCAGUAGCGAAUCAUGAGGAACUUAUUUAUGAUAAUAGCACUGUCUACCUCAAAGUGCAAGGCGUGACGUGGGCUACCAAUA